CGCGAGUAUCCGCGAAUUCCCGGCAGCACGGGGCCGCAGUCCGCACAAUAAAGAAAAAAAUUGCCACGGAGUUGGAGGGACGGAGAGGCGGAGCGGCAGAGAGGAGUAAAAGAGAGAGAGAGAGAAAGAGAGAGAGAGAGAGAGUGAGUGCACACCGUCCUAAUCCUCCUGGACGCCGAAGAGGCAGACUCGAUUAAUAGUCACGGUCGCGAGAAGAGAAACGACGUCGUCCUCGUGCGCGCGGUUGCUCGGGAUGAGACGGCCACCGUUGUUACUUUAAGCGGAGCAUCCGGAACGGAGAGCGUCCACCAAUUCAAUGGGCCACACCGCGUCCGCCGAUUAUCGUCCCGAGUGAAAACACGUUUCUCAAUUUGUGAACCGCCGACGUUUAUAAUAUAAAUCGUAAUAAACCCCUCCCUCGACGCUUCUUCCAUCCGUUGUUCCUCGUCGAGACGAGGCGAGGCGAGGCGAGGCGAGGCGAGACGCCACCUCUGUUCGCGCGUGAGUCGAGUUCGUUUCGGUGGAUCGGGAGCAGCAGCAGCAGCAGCAGCGGCAGCGGCAGCAGCGGCAGCAGCAGCGGUGGCAACGAGCUAGCUAGGAAGCUAGCUAGGAGAGAGACGUCGGAUGAGAACGAUGAGACCAGGCGGGAUACUUCUGUUGCACCUGCUACUUCUGUGCAUAUUUUUCCUCGCCUCCGAGGCGAGGCUCGCUCAACAGGCAGCCGACGACGACGACGACGACGACGACGAAGAUUGGGACGACGAGGACGACGACGACGACGAAACGGACGAGCAGGGUUAUCAGUCGAAGCCCGAGGUGGACGACGACGGUCGCAUAUACAAGAACCCGAGGAAUUCCCCGUCGGCUGUUUGCCCUAGGGACGAGGGCCAGGCGGAUUUGUUGGGUCAGAAGUGUCUUCGAAAGUGUUCCACGGACGAGGAUUGCAAGAGCAAGAAGAAGAAAUGCAGAUGCGACGGUAUUUGCGGGAUGUCUUGCAUCAAGCCCGAGAGAGAGUGCCCGGUGCUGAGCGACAUCCAGCACGGUGUAAUGACGAUGACGGGGAAGUUUUUCGGCGAUCGGGCGCAUUACACCUGCGAUCCCGAUUACUACACAGUGGGCUUGGUCGAGAGAACGUGCAGGGGCGACGGUAAAUGGACGGGAACGACUCCUUCCUGCAAGAAAGACGCGAGCUCGUUUUGCUCCCAACCGCCCAAAGUGAAAAACGCGCGACACAACGCGCUCGCCGAGCAGAUCACCUUUGAUCUGGGCAGCGACAUUCAGUAUUCCUGCGAUCACAGGUAUACGACUACCGGGAUCAGGAAGGCAAAGUGUUUGAUGAUGGACAGCGUUGCUAGCUGGUUCGGGCCUGAUAUCACAUGCGAGCCGAAAGUCUGUGGGCCUCCCGCGGAUAUAGCGAAUGGAUGGCACGCCGGUGAAUGUUACACGUACGACUGCCGCGUGUCGUAUCACUGCGCGGAUGGCUACGAAUUGGUCGGCAAAGCGGAAAAAUUGUGUUUGGAGGAUGGCACAUGGACCCCCAAAGAAUCUCCACAAUGCGUCCAAGUUACAACGGUGCAAUGCCCGAAACCGGAGAAUCCAGUGAACGGGAACGCGGUGUACACCUCGUAUGCAUACAAUUCGAUCGUGUCGUACGAGUGCAAGUACGGAUACACGGUGGUCGGCGCAACGACCAGACGUUGCGGGGCAGAUAGAAAAUGGACCGGAAAGACACCUACCUGCCAGGAGAUUAAUUGUGGUUCACCUGGUGUCCUGUACAACGGUUGGAUCGAGAAUAUCGAGGCGGGUACCGGGCUUGGUGCGAGCAUAAUUUUCCGGUGCAACGAUCACAUGAAACUCGAGGGAAACACCUCGUCCGUGUGUCAGAUCGACGGAAAAUGGCGUUACCCGGUGCCACAGUGUCUCGCCCCGUGCGUGGUCCCGCAGAUAGAGAACGGCAACAUCACGGUGGCAAGCCACGACAGGGACCACAUCAACAACGUGACCGUGGUCGAGCACGGUGAGAGAUUGCUGGUCUCAUGCGAGGAGAAUUACGAAUUCGCGGCGAACAGCACGGCGGUGGUUUGCAAUAAUGGCACGUGGUCCAUUGUUCCGAGUUGCUCGCCGGCCAGGUGCAAGCAGCUGCCUAGAUCGCCGAAAAACGGGAUGGUGAUAGCGCCCAAGACCGAUCACGGGAUGAAGGCGGUGUUUAAAUGCAAGGACGGGUUCGAGAUAGUCGGUGGUGGGCCGUUGAACGCCUCGUUGUCGGUCGAGUGCCAAUACGGCAACUGGAUCGGGGACAUUCCCCAUUGCAACCAAGUGUUCUGCCCUUUCCCCGGUUUCAUCGAGAACGGGAAGGUGUUCCUGAUGGGCAACAUGGGUGUCUACGAUUACAGGCCCUACGUCAGGAAGGUUGUGAACAACAAGCAAAUUAUGUACGAUUGCGACAAAGGUUACGUGUUGGACGACGGGCCCACCGGGGCAACGUGCAUUGGAGGCAGCUGGCAUCCCAAAGAGUUACCCAAAUGUAUCCCUGGACAACAUCCCAGGCUCAGAUGGAGCAGGCGUAGGAGGUCUGUGAACGAGGAGGAUCUCACUAUGAAUUACAGAAAAUUUAUCGAGUUCUUCCGCAAGAUCGGGAAGAAGUUGCUUCAUCUGGAGAUGAACAAGGGCAAGGAACAUGGGAAGCACAAACUCGAAUCGAAGAAUUCGAACUCGAGCCGUAACGACAACACCACGGAAGCUCCGUCAUGGAAAAAACACUCGGGCCACGGGAACAGGUCGCGUCUCCGCGAGGAGAAGAUGAUCGACUUCCUGAAGAUCGUUUAUCGUAAACUGCAACGAAUCGACGCGAGACAAUCCAACAAUUCCACGAACGGGAGCAUGCACGAUCUCCUGAACGCAAUGAGCAAGAACUUCUUCCACGUGGAUCUGUCCGAAUCUAGGCGAAACAAUUCCGGGAGAGGUCGUUCGGACUUCGAAAUACGGAAUCAAAGGGAAUUCAUCAAACUGAAGAGGGAGUUCGAGAGAAUAAUGCGAUUCUACAACAAGUCGAUGCGUUGGAACGAGAAGCAGAAUCGGAAGGAUUCGAAGAGGAAGGGCCAGUCUCACGGGGGGGAGAAGGGGAAGAAAUCGAAGGACAAGAAGAAACACCGUAAGAAUUAUUACAAAGGAUUCUACGAGUUCGUGAACAGUUACGUGACGGAGAAGUUGUCCAUGCUAGAGAAUCGAAACGCCACCGAGGAGUUGAUGAGAAACAUGAAGAUUGACAAGUUCACCGUACGUAACGGAACAACGUUCACAGUGGGCGAGAUGUACGCCUUCUUCAAACAUAUCAUAGAGGCCAAAUUGAACGACACGACGGAGGAUGCGUCGACGGAAGCAUCGUCGACGACCGUGUCUUCCACGUCUUCUACGAGCGCAACCUCCACCGCCAUUCCUGGCAUUAACGGUAACAGCAGCAGUGGUGGCGGCACAGUGGCGCCACCUAGCACCGCGUGGACGAGCACCAGCACGAUCACGACGCCGGUGAUGACUGCGGGGAAGGAGAUCGAGUCGAGGAAUAAUCGAUCCUCUGCGAUUCUUCGCAACGAGUCCUCGGUGCUGGACAACGAGAUCCCUGCCAAAGAAGGAAUGCCAAAGCACCGCAGCAAGCGAAUACGAAACGCAUCGGAGGACAGUGGUCCUCCCCGUCAGAAGAGGAGGCUGUUGUCCCUGAACGACGUGCUGGUGGUGGCCAACAAGGAGAACACCGUCGACCUUGUCGGCUCGUCGCCGAGGAGGAGCGGGAGGAAGAGGAUCUCGAAGAGGUCUAGUUCCUACGACGACGAGAAGACCAGGUUGUUCACGUUCAAGGAGUUGGAGGCCCAACAGCAGAGCCGCUCGAAACGAUUCCUGCCACCGUCUGAGCUCGAUAAUCAAAUUUUUUUAAAGAACUUAUACCUUCACGCUUACGAGGACGAGUAUCGGGCGAACGUGAAACGCUCGAUCGUCCACGCGAAUCGUACGAACGAGAAGCAAGAACCGGCUGUCUACAGGAGGCGCAAGGGUAACCUGGACGCGUACGAGAUCAAGUGAGACGCGGUUUUCAUUAUUGUGUUGUGAUAAUAUUUGGCGGGAAAUUUACUGAGAUUAUUAAUAACGAUAUCAAUCGAUUUUUAGGCGAGUAUACACCAUAUACGAUAGGAUUAUAAUCGUUGUCCCUCGUCGAUGCGCAUUGUAAGACGUGUAUCGCGCUUUUUUCAAUGAAUCAAUCUUUUUCCAUUUGCCAAGUCUCGGUGUGUGACCCGAUUCUUCGACGGAUCGGGUUCGAUCAUUAUUCGACACUUAUUCGCCGCGAUGUGAGCUGAUAGAAAGUGUUUUUUUUUUUCUUUUUUUAUAAGCAAUGUUGUUCGUUUAAGUAUUGUUUUACUUUCGAUUUCUUUGUGUUUCUUUUUUAUCCGAUGUGAUCGUUGAUGGUUAAAUGAACGAUUACUGAUGAUGUCUUUUUGUAUAUUUGAUGUGAAAAGUAGCGCAGCAUGUAGCGAGAAAAGAAUCUCCCCCGAACAGCUUUGAAAACUUCGUCGAAAAGAAGUGGAUUGAAAGUUUGCAUAGGGUUUUUUAAUGUCGACGAUAUUUAAGAACUGAUCAACUUCGAAUUUUUAAUUCGUCGGGCAUUCUUUUUUCGGCCCAUAAUGAAUGAAAUGAAUUUUCAACGUUCAAUUUUUGAGGAAGGAGAUUGUUAACAAAAAAUUUCAUUAUUUUCAUUGAUCUGUGAUAAUUCGUGAAAACGGUAAUUCUUCUUUUAGUGAGCAUAGAGUUAAUCAAAACACUUUUUCGAAAAAACGAAAAAGAGAGAAGAAGGAAAUAAUCAAAACGAGACGAGGGGUUUCAGCUGCGAGGGGUGAAAAUAUAUUUUAGAUAUAAAGUAGUCGCUGGAUAUAAUCGGCAGCGCGAGACGUUUAUUUUCGAAGUAGUUGGACAGCUCGCAUCGCAAAAAGUAUUUUAAACUCUUCGAGAAAUUCGUAUUAGUAGAAGGAUAUGUUAAACGUAUUUUAAGUAUGUCGUGGAAAACCCAUUUGAAACGAAGAUGAAAAUAACGAUAAAAUAAGGAAUAAAUAAGAUUAAGAAAAAGAAGAAGAAGAAGAAGAAAAGAAAGAAAAAAAAAGAAAGAGAAGAAAACGAGUCGAAGAAAAUGGAACACGUUUUUGGAACUCGUUCUCGAUCAAAACGAUCUUCCGUUAUAUAAUCGAUUAAGUUUUCACGAACCGCGAGGCUGUGUUUGUUAAACUAUUAAUAUCGAUUUAAAAAAAUAGGUUUUUUAACUGUUAUUAUCGGAAAGCAUUGUGUGUGUAACGUUGUAUAUAAUACAUUCACGUUGAUUUCACGUAUUUCUCUUCCUCGGUUUGAUACCAAAACGAUAAAAAUAUAUUAUAAUGUAUACACGGUCGUAUCAAUACACCCGUCCUCGUCUCUUCGUAAUUAACUUUUACUUACGAACGUUUCAAAUCAACCAAGUACACACAUUCGAACCAUUUGUAUCGAUCGAUCGAUCGAAUUUUCUCACACGUACACACACAUACACCCAUACACAUAUUGCGAAUCAAAUUAUACACGAGAUACAUACAGAUAGACACACACACAUUCGUGCAUUUUUAUGAAUGACAAGCCAUGAACAAGUAUCAUUAGUGAAUAAUAAGUAUUAUGAUACGAACAAUA
Messenger RNA from Apis mellifera (honey bee), 5694 nucleotides. RefSeq lists its product as uncharacterized. NCBI's taxonomy places the organism in Eukaryota, Metazoa, Arthropoda, Insecta, Hymenoptera, Apidae. Bases 625 to 4074 code for a protein of 1149 amino acids. Gene Ontology annotation, cellular component: extracellular region. The record is from RefSeq and is a predicted model, not a curated record. The transcript is spliced from 5 exons. Gene Ontology annotation, molecular function: peptidase inhibitor activity.